This is a messenger RNA of Polychytrium aggregatum, 784 nucleotides long. RefSeq names its product ribosomal protein L35. Gene Ontology annotation, biological process: maturation of LSU-rRNA from tricistronic rRNA transcript (SSU-rRNA, 5.8S rRNA, LSU-rRNA); translation. The transcript is spliced from 4 exons. NCBI's taxonomy places the organism in Eukaryota, Fungi, Chytridiomycota, Chytridiomycetes, Polychytriales. Gene Ontology annotation, cellular component: ribosome; cytosolic large ribosomal subunit. Bases 60 to 431 code for a protein of 123 amino acids. Gene Ontology annotation, molecular function: mRNA binding; structural constituent of ribosome. The record is from RefSeq and is a predicted model, not a curated record.
GCACCACUUACGGUCCCUCCUUCUCUCCGUUUUCAUUUUCCAGGAAACAGUCUGUUGUCAUGGCCCAGGUUAAAGCCUACGAGUUGCGCAACAAAACCAAGGCUGAGCUGACUCAGGAGCUCGACAGCCUGAAGAAGGAGCUCUCCUCCCUCCGCGUUCAGAAGGUCGCUGGCGGUGCUGCUUCCAAGCUCGCCAAGAUCUCCGAGACCCGCAAGGCCAUUGCCCGUGUCCUCACCGUUAUCACCCAGACCCAGCGUGAGCAGCUCCGUCUCUUCUACAAGAACAAGAAGCACCUGCCUCUUGAUCUCCGCACCAAGAAGACCCGUGCCAUCCGCCGCCGUCUGACCAAGUUCGAGGCCACCCGCAAGACCGUCAGACAGAUCAAGAAGGAAACUCACUUCCCUCUCAGAAAGUACGCUGUCAAGGCCUAAGGUUUUUGAUUGCUGUAAUACAGACCUUCCAAAAGUAAAGCGGGACGCCCACAUUCAUGUUUGAGACCCAUGAUUCGCGAGCAGUGUCCAUCGACAGGCGUUGCCUUGAGGUCAUCCUAUCGCCGCUGUUGCCGCCGGUUGUUGUUGUGAAGGUCGUCUUGGCUGGAGAUCCGUGAACCCGUAUGUCCAUGGUUCCACUGGUUGAUCUCCAUGAGCGCUGAUCGACUUGCCCACGGCGGCCAUGUGUUCUUGGCCGAGUUGGUGUUGGAAUACUGGAGCCGUGGGUUGGGUGCGUCAAGUCGAUCGGCCGCGGUGCGCCAUGACAUCCACUGCAACAUGAACACCCUGACGGC